AUGAGAAAUAUCUAUAGCGUAACGUCUCUCUCCUCCCCUUUCUCUCCCUCCUUCCCUCUUUCUCUCACUCUCUCUCUCCUUCUUCCUCUCUAUCUCUCUCCUCUCCCUCUCUCUCUCUCCCCUCUUGCUUCCUCACAAUCUCUCUCUUUCUCCCCUCUCUCUUUCUUACCCUCUCUCUUUCUCUCUCCCUCUCCCCCACUCUCCCUCUCUCCUUCUCUCUCUCCUCUUUCUAUCUCUCCUUCUCUCCCACUCUUCCUAUCUCUCCUUCUGCCCCUCUCUCUUUCUCUCUCCUCUGCACCCUCUCCCUCUCUCCUUCUCUCCCUCUCUCCUUCUCUCCUCCCUCUCCUUCUCUCCUCUUCUUCUCUCUAUCUCUCCUUCUCCCCUCUCUCUUUCUCUCCCUCUUCCUCUCUCCCAUUCUCCCUCUCAUUCUCCCCCUCUCACUCCUUCUCUUUCUCCCUCUCCUUAUCUCUACCUACCCCUCUCUCCCACUUUCCCUCUCUCCUUCUCUCUCUCCUCUUUCUCUCUCUCCUUCUCACCCCUCUCCUCGCUCUCCUCCUUCUCCCCUCUCUCCCCUCUCCUCUCCCUCUCUCCCUCUCCCUCUCCCCUCUCCCUAUCUCCCUUCUUUCUCUCUCUCCUUCUCUCACACUCUCCCUCUUUCUCUCCCUCUCCCUAUCACCCACUCUCCCUCUCAUUCUCCCCCUCCCUCUCCUUCUCUCUCCCUCCUUCUCUCUUUCUCUCUCUCCUCUUUCUCUCUCUCCCUCUCUCUCAUUCUCCUUCUACCUCUCUCUCUUUCUCUCCUUCUAUUUCUCUCUCCUCCUCUCUUGCUACCUCUCUCUCAUUUGCUCUCUGGCUCACUCCCUCGCUCUGUAUCUUUCUAUCAAUCUUAAGGCGCAAAUGAUCAUGAUUUUCCAAAGUUCCCUUUCUUUGGUUGCAAUUCUUCCACUUUUACGAUCACUCUUUGUAUUUCUGACAUUCGUUCAUCUAUCCACUUGUCCGAACCUGUCAAUUAAGAGGAUUCCUCCCUCACUCUUUUUCUCUUGCCUUGAGAGUGCCGUUUUAAAAAAAAAAUUGUUCUUGUAA
Molecule: messenger RNA, 1080 nt
Organism: Acanthosepion pharaonis
Lineage: Eukaryota; Metazoa; Mollusca; Cephalopoda; Sepiida; Sepiidae
Source: the annotation of a GenBank genome assembly